AGCCACAGGUUUCACCACCCGCUCCGAUAUCGGCCCUGCGCGCGAUGCCAACGACCCUGUGGAUGAUCGGCAUGCUCCGCCGGGGAAGAGAACUGUCGGGGAUCAAAUGAAAAAGAACCAGACGGCUGAUGAUGAUGACGAAGAUUUGAACGACACCAAUUACGAUGAGUUCAAUGGGUACGCUGGGAGCCUCUUCUCAAGCGGUCCCUAUGAAAAAGAUGACGAGGAAGCAGAUGCUAUCUAUGCAGCUCUGGAUAAGAGGAUGGAUGAACGCAGAAAGGAAAGAAGGGAGCAACGAGAAAAAGAGGAAAUCGAAAAAUACCGUAUGGAGCGACCCAAAAUCCAGCAGCAGUUCUCAGACUUGAAGCGAAAGCUGGCAGAGGUCACAGAGGAAGAGUGGCUGAGCAUUCCAGAGGUUGGCGACGCCAGGAACAAGCGUCAGAGGAAUCCUCGUUACGAGAAGCUGACUCCUGUACCCGACAGCUUCUUCGCAAAGCAUUUACAGUCGGGGGAGAAUCACACUUCUGUGGACCCACGCCAGACGCAAUUUGGUGGAUUGAAUACUCCAUAUCCAGGGGGCUUGAAUACUCCGUAUCCAGGAGGAAUGACACCAGGCUUAAUGACACCUGGCACAGGCGAAUUGGAUAUGAGGAAGAUUGGCCAAGCCAGGAACACCUUGAUGGAUAUGAGGCUGAGCCAGGUGUCGGACUCUGUGAGUGGCCAGACUGUUGUGGACCCGAAAGGAUAUUUGACAGACUUGAAUUCGAUGAUUCCCACGCACGGAGGCGAUAUCAAUGAUAUCAAGAAAGCCCGUUUGCUCCUGAAAUCCGUACGAGAGACCAAUCCUCAUCAUCCACCAGCCUGGAUAGCAUCAGCCCGACUGGAGGAGGUCACUGGCAAACUCCAGGUGGCUCGAAACCUCAUCAUGAAAGGAACAGAGAUGUGCCCCAAGAGUGAAGAUGUUUGGUUAGAAGCAGCUCGGCUUCAGCCUGGGGAUACAGCCAAGGCUGUUGUGGCCCAAGCGGUCCGCCACCUUCCGCAGUCUGUCCGGAUCUAUAUAAGAGCAGCGGAGCUGGAGACAGAUAUCCGGGCGAAGAAACGCGUCCUUAGGAAAGCCCUUGAGCACGUUCCAAAUUCGGUGCGUUUGUGGAAAGCAGCCGUGGAGUUGGAAGAACCUGAGGAUGCCAGGAUCAUGCUGAGUCGUGCUGUGGAGUGCUGCCCGACGAGCGUUGAACUGUGGUUGGCGCUGGCGAGGCUGGAGACAUAUGAGAAUGCUCGUAAAGUCCUUAACAAAGCCCGUGAGAAUAUUCCAACGGAUCGUCACAUCUGGAUUACUGCUGCCAAACUGGAGGAAGCCAAUGGGAACACCCAGAUGGUGGAGAAAAUAAUUGACAGAGCCAUCACGUCUCUUAGGGCUAACGGCGUGGAAAUCAACAGAGAGCAGUGGAUCCAGGAUGCUGAGGAAUGUGAUAAAGCUGGAAGCGUGGCCACGUGCCAGGCAAUCAUGCGAGCUGUGAUCGGGAUUGGGAUUGAGGAAGAAGAUCGGAAACAUACCUGGAUGGAAGACGCAGACAGCUGCGUUGCUCAUAACGCUCUGGAGUGUGCCCGAGCGAUUUACGCCUAUGCCUUGCAAGUCUUCCCGAGCAAGAAGAGCGUGUGGCUGCGAGCAGCCUACUUCGAAAAGAACCACGGGACGAGAGAAUCCUUGGAGGCUCUUUUGCAGAGAGCUGUUGCUCACUGUCCCAAAGCAGAAGUGCUCUGGCUCAUGGGAGCCAAAUCGAAGUGGCUGGCGGGAGACGUGCCAGCAGCCAGGAGCAUUCUGGCCCUGGCUUUCCAGGCCAACCCCAACAGCGAGGAGAUCUGGCUGGCUGCCGUGAAGCUGGAGUCGGAAAACAAUGAAUACGAACGAGCGAGGCGGCUGCUGGCGAAAGCUCGCAGCAGUGCCCCCACUGCCAGGGUCUUCAUGAAGUCUGUGAAGUUAGAGUGGGUGCUUGGGAACAUCGCUGCAGCCCAGGAGCUUUGUGAGGAAGCCCUGAAGCACUACGAGGACUUUCCCAAGCUCUGGAUGAUGAAGGGACAAAUCGAGGAACAAAAGGAGCUGGUAGAGAAAGCACGAGAGGCUUAUAAUCAAGGG
Messenger RNA from Eurypyga helias (sunbittern), 2134 nucleotides. It is a transcript of the gene PRPF6, whose product is annotated as pre-mRNA processing factor 6. Gene Ontology annotation, biological process: spliceosomal tri-snRNP complex assembly; mRNA splicing, via spliceosome. NCBI's taxonomy places the organism in Eukaryota, Metazoa, Chordata, Aves, Eurypygiformes, Eurypygidae. The record is from RefSeq and is a predicted model, not a curated record. Gene Ontology annotation, molecular function: protein binding. Gene Ontology annotation, cellular component: U4/U6 x U5 tri-snRNP complex; catalytic step 2 spliceosome. The annotation marks the transcript as partial. The transcript is spliced from 15 exons.